Messenger RNA from Pseudozyma hubeiensis SY62, 1443 nucleotides. RefSeq lists its product as hypothetical. Bases 1 to 1443 code for a protein of 480 amino acids. Lineage: Eukaryota; Fungi; Basidiomycota; Ustilaginomycetes; Ustilaginales; Ustilaginaceae. The record is from RefSeq and is a predicted model, not a curated record. The transcript has a single exon.
AUGGUCAAACCUUUUUCGUUCAGCGCCUCUCCGGCCUCAGGUCGCAAGGACAAGAAACGACAGCAUGCAACAGUCUCCUCCCCAGGCCUGUCGGACAAGGCUGAGGGGAAGAAGGACGCAUCUAGGAUGCAGCUCGACGACAUUCUUUCCAGCUUGACUGCGGGAACGACGAACGGCUCGGAGAAGGGAAAACAAAGGGAAAAGAAGGAGGUGGAGAAGCCGUUGAAGAAGAAGCUUAAGAACGAGACAAAGGGGACGCAGGUGAGUGCUUUGGAUCUGCUGCUGGGUGUUGGGGGUGGUUCGAAGGAAGGCAAGCCGUUGAGGAAGGAGAAGAAGCCCGACAGUGCUGUCAAGGAUGAAGGUCAGGGUGCUACGAUACGCCACGGUAAGGACAAGCCGAAAGUCAAAGCAUUGGACGACCACGCAGAAGUCCUUGACAGAAACGCCAAGAAGAAGGACCCGGACGCCGCAAGGAAAGAGCAGCGCGAUGUCUCUUCAUUCGCACCGAGUAUGGCUCAGCCGCGAGCCUCGACAGCAACGAAAACAGGCAAGACAUCACAGCACUCCUCACUGCCUCGUACCGAGUCACCCUCGGACGAGCGUCACACUUCUCCGCCAGUCUCGUUCACACGCCCCAUCAAAAGCACUACCACCCCAUCUGAUCGCCCAACACCAGCCCCCUUCGGACAGGCCACGUCAAUCUCCAAACCAUCACAUCCCAUACCCUCCCCCUCUUCCUCAAUCACCGCCGCCGACGAUGACCGCGCCUUCCACACCCUCAAAACAUUCAAGCUCCACCUCCGACAACUCACCGCCGUCCUCAGCUCCCUCUCCACCGAGCUCACCUUGAUCGAUCGAAUAUGGUACAAGAACGCAUCGCAGUUCAAGUCCGCACUCUGGUGGGGAGGUUUCGACUCUGUACGACGUUGUUUGCACCGCGUUUUGCUUCCCUCUUCUCGAGGUGUGAGUCUCGCUCAUUCUGUGGUGUCCGAUUUAACCCUACUCUACGCCAGGUUGGGAGGAGCAGAAUCCAACCUGGUCACAACAGCGUCAACGUCGACCCUCCCCCCAAUACCAAAGUUCACCACCCGUCCGACGCACACGACACUCCAAACUUACCUCUCCUCAUCCCCCUCACACCUCGAACAUACCACUCAACAACUGGAAGCUCUUCAAACAGCCCUCCUCGCGCUCAGCGCUAGAUGUACAACCGCAGGUCGAACGCUCUUGCUGCACCUCAACACUCCACCUGCACCAACCUUCGCUCCGUUGGUUACGGCGUUGAUCGCCUUGCUCGCUGGAGUAGAUGACGCGCUGCAGAGUGUGGUUCCACGAAAGCAUGAUGGUGAGGAGAUGGACAGUACAGCACAAAAGGCGGGAGCGGGAGCUGUAGAGGAGCUCCUCAAGCUGUUACGUGGGCUGGCACAAGAGUCGACCAUCUGA